GCCUAUCUGCAUAUCAUUAUGGAGUUGUUUAUUUGCACAGUUCACAAGACCGAACCCAUUCGUACCUGACCCUAAAGACCAACGUGGUGUCUCAGCCAGUCCUGCUUAUUUUAACUGUUUUUCAACACGACAAACAUUGAAACAUUGGACGUGACCAGGCUCGGAGAGAGCGAGAGAGGCGGUACAUGGGAGCAAAAGUAAUAAUUGCUUGCCCGUGAUUACCGACCGAGUGUGUUGUUCAAACUCAUCCUAUUAACGCUCGUCCGGAGCUGUCAAUGUAGCUCUCGGACACUUUCUAAUUGAUCGAGCAUGGAGAACAAGUGCGUCAAGCGACUAAUCCGCUCCAAAUCCGGACUGCGGAUUGUGACCACAGAUGACACGAACAAAAGCCCUUUUUUGUUGGGAGAGCCUCACUGGGUGCCAGACAAAGAUAGUGUUUGCUGCACAGAUUGUAAGAAGAAGUUUGACUUCUUAACGCGAAGACACCACUGUCGAAGAUGCGGCAGAAUCUAUUGCAAGAACUGCUGUGAUUUCCGCCUCGAGCUGCCACGAAUGUGCUUUGUUGAUCCAGUGCGACACUGUGAGAGCUGUGCUGACAUAUCACGAAAGGAAAAUGAGUUUUUUGAUAAGGAACUUAAAAUGCUGACUGGAGGUGCACUGUUUCAACUAAUAAAACUACCAGAGAGCAAUGAAAAGCGUUCUGAGUUUAUUUGCCGACUCUCCCAGGACCACAGAUAUCUCAAUUUUGAUGGCAGUGCAGAGGAGGAAUUUGAGCCUGUGCAGCUGGCCAGCAUAAUGGAACUGAAUCUCCUUCGCUCUCCUGAUGUUCCGCCAGACUUUUGGGAUGGGAUGUUUGUUACGUACAUGAACAAUGAAGGAACUGUAAAAGAAAUGACAUUACUCGCGCCCCCGGACUGCAACAAAAACCACACCAUUUCUUGGCUCUCGGCCAUGCAAAAUGGGUUUAAAAUGGCUACUGACAGCCGGAACAUCUCUUAAAUUUGCUGCGUCAAAUUUAUUAAUUUUUAUAGCAAUAUAGUUGUGGUUAUAUCUGGGGAAUAUUGCAAUAAUUAGUCCAGGGAACUCAAGAACCAUGAAACAUCUACAUUUUUUGUUAGGGGUAGGUAGGGGUUUUAUGUAUUAUAUUAUUAAGCAGUUUCUAAACAACUGAAUUUCAUGAUGUUUUGAAAUAAUGGACUUUGCUUUUCUUCUGUGUUUCCAAGAUGAAAUAUUUUAGAAAUAGAUAAAGAUCUGGGUUUACACCUCAUAAAUAAAAAUAUUAAACUUAAGGAAAAUCAUGCUUUUGUUAAUCUUUACAUAAAAUGCUGGUAAAUAUUUUAUCAGAUAAAAUAUGUAUAAGGU
Messenger RNA from Cloeon dipterum, 1362 nucleotides. RefSeq names its product zinc finger FYVE domain-containing protein 21-like. Bases 310 to 999 code for a protein of 229 amino acids. Gene Ontology annotation, molecular function: metal ion binding. The transcript is spliced from 7 exons. Lineage: Eukaryota; Metazoa; Arthropoda; Insecta; Ephemeroptera; Baetidae. The record is from RefSeq and is a predicted model, not a curated record.